AUGACAACCCCCGUCAGUGCCAUCACCAUCACUGUCAUGCUUCCCCCUACUGCAUCCCUGACGAGCCGUUCCCUCGCCCUCAGCAGCCGCGGGGCCUGUGAUGUGAGGCGCGUCGUGGCCCGAGGCGCGGCCGGGAUGGACGAACACACGCGCAUCAGCCACGCCGAGUGCGACAUCCCCAGCAUCCGACUGGACCCCCGCGGCGCCGUCGGAGGCAACGACGACGAGGACGACGACGACGCAGCCGUUUACCUGCAGGAGCUCGGCCUCAACUUCGCCAUCACGGCUCGCUCCAAGGGCCGCUCCUCCACGCUGCCCUCCGCUUUCCCCAGCCAUGAGGCGUCGCGUGCAGGCUCGGCCGUGUCCUCGGCGCUGUCGUCGCUGGCCACGCGGCAGAAGACCUCGCGCGCGCUGGUCGAGGUGGCCAACAAGGUGAGCGCGGGCGGCGAGGGCCAGCUGUACCGCCUCCUGUCCGCCAAGAGGAACCACAUCCAGCAGCUGAACAGCGAUGUCGUCUUCCUUCACAACAGGAUCAAGGAGCUGGAGGAGCAGAACCGGCUGCUGGUCCGCCUGGGCAAGCGGCAGGAGGCGGCGCUCGUGCGCUACCAGGACAUGAAGAGCGAGCUCCCGCACAUCAUCGAGGCGCACAAGAUCGAGAUCAACGUCCUGCACGAGAAGCUGAGGAGGUCCACGGAGCUAAACCGGCGCAACGCGGAGAAGUUGAAGCAAACGGACGCGCGCAUUCUCAAGCUGACGGAGGAGCUGACGCGGCUGCGCGAGCUCAGCCGCAAACGCCAUCUGCCCGAGCGAGAGCUGCUCAACAAGAAGCUGAGCGCCGCCACGCACGCGCUCGAGGAGAAGGAGAAGGAGAAGGAGGAACUGCGGCGGCGCCUGGGGGUGCUGGAGAAGGCCCUGAAGCAGCAGGUGCAAGCGGAGGUGGGGCGCCACCGGGCGACGGCCAAGAAGCUCUACAGCCUUCAGCUCGAACACCACAAGCUGGAGGAGCAACUCAAGGAAAAGGAGCGCGACCUGGCCGCCCUGCAGCACUACAGUCGCAGCAGCAGAUGUGGCCGGAGCAGCACGGCCGGGGACGACAGCACGACCUCCACGACGGCCAACUCGUCCCGCUCGCCGUCGCUGUCGGCACGCCGCAAGUCGGGCUCCCGCCAGCGCAGCAGCGGCGCCUCGUCCACGUCGGGCAUCGCGUCGGCGGGUGACGUGGGCAUCUCGGCCAGCGACUCUCGGGGCUCGCUAGCCCUCGACACGAGCAGCAGUCGACUCCCUCCAAUCAGCGCGGAGUCUCGACGGAGGAAGGAAUCGUUAGGAGGGUCUCCGAGCGCGCCCCUCACCUCCCCAGAGCCGCCGCUUGACGUCCCCACCAGGAGAGCGCGGCACAGAGCCCUCCCUAAGGAGAGCGCGGAGGAGCGGCGCGCGGGACGCAUCAGGAGGGGGCGGCGCUCCCCCCGACCCUCAACCGACGACGACUACCUGCAGACGCCCCGCUGCACGCCCACGCCCAGCCCGCACACCACGCCCGAACCUCCUAGCCAGGGGGAAGGCGGGGGCGCGGAGCCACAACAGGAUGAGGGGGGCGGAGAGGGGCGGCUGGGGCACAGCGACCACAAGCGGCGCCAAAGGCUGGCUGCUUCCCUCCGCGACGCCCGCCGUCAGGAGAGCGCCGACGCCGCCGCCACCGCCACCGCCGACGCCGCCGAGGAGCGCAAAAGGCAGGGGUCGUCGGCAGGGAGCAGCGGCAGGGAGGGGACGAGGGGGGAGUUUUCCCUGAUCGAACACUACCCGCCGAGAGAGCGCCUCACCCUGAGCGGCUCCGACAGCGGCGGCAGCGGGAGCACGCCUCCUCCUACAGCUCCCCCGAGGGCUCCCCCGAGGGCUCCGACCGUGCUGUCUGAGGCGAAGGCGCCGGCGCAGCGCUCCCGCCUCGACUCCCCUCUGGCGGGCGGCGCCGUCGGCCGUCGCCACCACACCAUCACGGCCCACGACCUGCGCACGGUGUCCAGCCUCUCCAGGCUGGACUCGGCCAACCCGGCGAUGCCCAAGCGGGGCGCCAUCACGCCCUGAGUGCGCGGCGCACGAGGACUGCGGCGCUGCGGGUCAAGCGGCACAAACGCAGGAGCGUUCUUCUUAUUUCCUUCGCUCUCAAAGCCGGUGUACAUAUCCUGUGAAAUAUCCUGUCACUGCGAUGGCCAGGCCUUUGACCACUGAGGUCAAACUUGUUUGUGAAAUAUACCGAACUGCUUUCUGGCAGUGCAAGCAACUAGUAAAGGGCUAGUACAUAGCUAUACGUGCUCUAGUCUGAUUUUUGCACAAAUGUUCCCGGCAUAUCUAUGAGGGCUUUUCAAGAAUGUGGUUAUAACAUCCAUCACACUAAUAUUGUUUAUCUCUUUUUAGAGUCAAGAAUCACUGUUCUUCCUUCUUCUCAUUAAAAGGAGGAGUCAGAGAAAACAAAAUAACGGGCGGCCGAACGAAAAGGCACUCAAUCAGUUAUUUUGGAAGAUGGGAACAACUUGUGAAUUAUACUCCUAUUUCGAUUAGAACAAACUGUUAGUUACUCGAAGUAAGAGUCCUUCUCCUAGAAAGUUCUAUUUGGAAUUGAGUGUUCUCUAAUUCUAGCAUCUAACUUUGUUGGUCCUCGAGCCCCGUUGCUUCUGCUUUGAAUUGGAACACAUCUAAUUUAGUAGAAGCUUACUUCCCCGUCGCCAAUUUACCCGUUCCAAAUAUUCCUUGAUACGUUGAGAAAAUUGCAAUAAAUCCUUUACAGGUUGUGCUUGUUUCUUUAUUUGCCACACAACAUAAAUACAUAGUUGAUGCGGAAGGAUGCAGUGAAAAUUAAGUAACAAAGAACUAAAUCAAUACAUGGUUUAGUUACUUACCUCAGUGUAUCAUUGAAAAUAAAAUAAACAAAUCAUUGCAAAUACAAGGCUGGUAUAGGGUGUAGGGGGUAAAUAUGACAAUCAAAAAUAUUUUGUUCAGAAAAAAUAUUAUUUAUUAUGAAAUAAACUGCCAUUAUACAGAAAUCUUUCUUACAAAAAUUGACGAUUUUUUCUAGUUUCCAGUUAAUUAAACUGUAUUCCCAGAAACGUCACAGGAUUAUGCACUAGAUUUUUAAACUCAAGUGGAAUUCUUUUUCAUUUCUUUACUUUCUUUCUUCCAUUCAACAUUGUAGAAAGUAAUGUCUAAAAAAAUUCAUUACUAUGAGAAAAGAUUCCCCAAAAGAAAACACAAAUAUGAUAUAUUCUGAACUGGCUGCAAUUAGGUUUCACAAUUGCAUUCUUGAAAGAUGGUGGGGGGUUUCAUGCGAGGAAAUGAAAGGGAAUGGGAGAGGGUAAGGGAGAGGGAGAAAGAGGGGGGAGGGGGAGGGAGAGGGAGAGGGAGAGGGAGAGGGAGAGGGAGAGGGAGAGGGAGAG
Penaeus chinensis is the source of this 3425-nucleotide messenger RNA. Its product is annotated as serine/arginine repetitive matrix protein 1-like. The transcript is spliced from 9 exons. The record is from RefSeq and is a predicted model, not a curated record. Gene Ontology annotation, cellular component: axoneme. Lineage: Eukaryota; Metazoa; Arthropoda; Malacostraca; Decapoda; Penaeidae. Gene Ontology annotation, biological process: intraciliary transport. Bases 1 to 2079 code for a protein of 692 amino acids.